CUGUUACGCCUUCAAACUCUACUACAUCACGACUUUUAUUGUGCUGAUAUCCCCACAAUCAACGCACGUUUUCAAAGACUCCCUCAAAGACACUAUUUUCUUGAACAAUGCCUUCUUCAGUGCCCACCAACAGAGCCACUAUCCCUGGCACGUCCAGAUCCCAGCCCCGAUGGGAUCCCGAGGACGUGCUGAAUCUAUGUGUGGACGGCCUCUGCUUCGGGUAUGCCCCGUCAAAGCGUCGCGAGUGUCACAAGCGGAUCCGGCGUCAUGACGUGUACUUCUUGGUUACCGAGAUAGCAAAGAAACAGCCAGACCCGGAGCGAAUUCGACCGGACCUUGUGAAUCUCGCCAAUCAUGGGUUAUGUUAUCUACAUCGACAUACACAAGGCGAGGCGCUGGUAAACGAAUGGACGAGCAAUAUCAGGGCAGCGUUCCCGGUCGAGCUUGAUCGAACGCAAGGCCGGAGAUCUGCAAUGCAGAGUCAGCCGGCGACAGUGGCUUUCACGCCUGCCCAGCUUGAAGCAAUACGCGCGCAGAUCGAGCAGAUCGUGCAACAGGUCAGGCAGGAAUUAGGGCCUUCGAACAGUACCACUCCUCCUCGGUACCAUGUAGCGAGUUCAGCCGCUGCUGAAUCCGUCAACGCACCAUCGGAGAUCCCGCCAACACCUAGUACAUCGUUGGGCCGGGCUGCGCGCAGCGCAGGCGAUCGAGGGGGAUUGCGCGAUUUGUCGUGAUGUUUUGGCAGAGGAUGGGUCGACGGCGGCGAGCGACGAGGGUUUGGUGUGGUGCAAGGACAGCUGCGGACAGAGCGUACAUCAACAGUGCUUUGAUGGCUGGAAGAGGCAAUGCGUUGCUGAUGGUAGAGCUGCGACAUGUGUGUCAUGCCGCGCAUCCUGGAGUGAGGGGUGUGAUUGCUAGGUGCAAGCUCUCGGUAAGUCGGGAAAGCCGGAAAUAGAUCGCCAAUC
Molecule: messenger RNA, 965 nt
Organism: Alternaria alternata
Lineage: Eukaryota; Fungi; Ascomycota; Dothideomycetes; Pleosporales; Pleosporaceae
Exons: 2
Coding region: 108-734 (208 amino acids)
Source: RefSeq, a predicted model, not a curated record